CCGAUGGCCGCGUCCUGGCCGAGACCGAGGGGCUCUGCACCAACCAGUGGCUGGUGGGCACUGAUCUCUGCGUGGAACGGAUCCGGGAGAUGGUGGAGGAUGCGAAGCGCCGCGCGGGGAUGGACCCCACUGUGCCACUGCGCUCCCUGGGGCUGUCGCUGAGUGGGGCGGACCAGGAGGACGCGGUCACCGCGCUGCUGGCAGAGCUGCGCCGGCGCUGCCCGGAGCUGAGCCAGAGCUACUGCGUCAUCAGCGACGCCGCGGGGGCCAUGGCCACCGCCACUGACCGCGGUGGCAUCGUGCUGAUUGCGGGCACCGGCUCCAACUGCCAACUGGUCAACCCCGACGGCACGGAGAGCAGCUGCGGCGGCUGGGGGCACAUGCUGGGCGACGAGGGCUCGGCGUACUGGAUUGCACACCGGGCGGUGAAGACGGUGUUUGACAGCAUGGACAACCUGGAGGUGUCACCGCACGACGUCGGCUACGUCAAGCAAGCCAUGUUCCAGUACUUCCAGAUCUCCAACAGGUUGGGGCUCCUGCCGCACCUCUACCGCACCUUCCAGAAGGCCGAGUUCGCGGGGUUCUGCCAGAAGCUGGCGGAGG
Molecule: messenger RNA, 603 nt
Organism: Numida meleagris (helmeted guineafowl)
Lineage: Eukaryota; Metazoa; Chordata; Aves; Galliformes; Numididae
Gene: NAGK
Product: N-acetylglucosamine kinase
Molecular function (GO): N-acetylglucosamine kinase activity
Source: RefSeq, a predicted model, not a curated record